UGUAGAAAUCCAGGGGGGUCACUGCAACUCCUGCAACACAAUGCGAAUCCUGGACUUAGCUACAGAAUUCCUCCCUAACAAUGGGGAUCUCGAGGAAUCCCUAUUAAAAAUUGUUGACAGCAGCAAUAAACACUACAUCAAGGAUGCUCUUUGGAAGAGGCAGCUCAUGAAAGUCCAAAUGAAAACUCUCCUUGUGAGUUUGGACGAGGACGGAUUUUGUACAAAAGGGAGUUUAUCCAACGUUGUUUGUAGCCUGUUUGUUCAGUACUUUGCCAGUGGGAACUAUGGAUUUGUAAAGAUAUUAAACUGGAAUGAUCUGAUUGAUCAGGAGAUUGAAAGCACACGAGAGCUACUGAAGGAGGCCAUCUCUAUUCUCAAUAAGGUUCAUAUUUAAGCUUACUUACAACUCUCAUAUGUAUGGGCCUUAAAAAUUAGGGAGCUUCUCUUUUCAGCGAAUGUCUAAUGAGCCUCUUUUAGGUUGAGAAGGGCAAUAAUGCUUUCCAUUUAUUUUUAUUAUUAUUAUAAUUUUCUUUUUCUUCUGCUUUUUUGUUCCUGUUUUAUUUUGGGGAGGGGUGGGGGUGUUAAGGGGAUCAUUAUUAGGGGUUGGGAAAGCAAGACUGGUGUAUGGAUACUUUCUUAAAUUGGCUACUUUUCUAACCUUCCUGUAAAGAGCUGAAAACUGAUGGGGUGCUCUAAAAAGCUUUAGAUGGGGAGGCUCAGUGUUCCAGGUGGUCAAUUACUUGACAAAGAAAGCUUCCUGACGCGACAGAUGACAUAUAAGUCUUAUGUUACAUAUAACGAAAAAAAUUAGCAUGUGGUCUUGGUGACACCUCAGAUGGUCUUUAUGUCUCCCCACUUGAAAGAAUUAACUAAAACACUGGAGGCUCAGUGCCCCGAGGUCCAACCCCUUGUCCUUUGCUUAUACGAUUUUUGACAGAAAAAGGUGCCCCCUUCGUAUUCCUUCUAUAAACAAAUGGUACUCCUUUUACAUACUUACUUAGAACUUUACAUCCCUGCUAUAAAUGCCUUGUCUAGGUUAAAAUAUAAAUAAAUCACACAACCAGAAUGUUUAUCUUCAAAAUGAAUUUGUUAGCCCCUUUUACAGACCAAAAUGACAGAUCUUCCUACCCUUUCAUAUACCUCAAACAGUGGAUUCCCCACACUUUCAUAUACCAAAGGCCUUAAAAAGGUACCCCAUUCUGGGUGGAGCCUACGUGUCCAUUAUAGGGAGAGGCCCUAUCAGGCGGGGUCCCAUGUCGCCCAUCUGAAUUUUAAAACGUCUCGUGUCGGUGUUUAUAAAUGCUUGUCACUUAUUGUCGGCUUUGCCGUCUCUGUUGCAAUUUGGCCGAGGGAGGUUGUCUCUUGUCGCGAUUUCAUUUUACGUGCUGUCUUGGGCCAUGUCGCUUGUCAGAAUUUACCCUGGCAGGGCCUCUAGGCUGUGUUGAACCUGACAGAUAUAGUGCAUUGAAAUCCCAACUAACAAAGGCAGCAUUGAGUAACAUUGAAUGUGAUAAUAAUCAAAGAAGGAAAAAAUGAGAAAUAUCUCUUCAUCUCUUGUAUUGUUUUCUUGUAUUUUCCGCUAUAUUGACAAAUUGUUUUUAGGAAGUCCUCAGAUUUAUGUACAGUUAUAACUGUACAUAAUUAGAUUAUAAAGAUUAUAAAUUCUAAAUGGUUAUAUCUUGUAACAUAACAUUUCAUUUCCAAUUUUUGCAGUAUGCCCAGCAAAGUGGACAUGAAAGGUGUAAGGAAAUCUUCAGUGUUGUGACCAAGAAUCAUAGACUGAAAUUAGCUGGCAAACGUGGCUGGUCUCAACAAUCCAAGUGUUUAUAUUCGACAGGAUUUCGCCUUAUAGAUACCAAGGCCUCUUCGAUUUCAAGCGACAUUUGUCUCCUUGUUUAUAAACCUGAUUUGAUUCCCAAUUUUCAAGUUGAGGAUGGAGUGGUAAGAGAUUAUGUGGAAACCUCUGCUGUUUUAAACAUUUGUGAAGAUCUCAUUUCUUCCCUAAGUGUUUCAGAAGAAGGAAGACAAGAAGCCCAGUGUAUUCAAAGCUGUAUGAAAACAGUAAAUGAAAGUUCAACUUUGAUGUUAAAUACAGUCCGGUCUUCUUUUCCUUGGAAUGGUAAUAUAUUAUUGCAUUUACAUUUUAGUAAAUUUAUGUUUAGGAGACGGCAUGGCAGAGUGGUUGCCAGUCACCUGUGGUAAAAUCAUUGUGUAGUCACUAGGUGGGGUUGUUCUUGCUAUAGACUUAAGUUCUAUGCCUCAAUCCUUUUAAAUACAAAGCAAGAUGGCCUUCUCUUACUUAAAUAGGGUGUGUUUGAUUGGCUGUGUAUAAUUCAAGAAAAUGAUAUAAGUAUUAAUAGGGACUUCUAAUAAACUCAUCCAUUGGGACUUUUGACUUUUGACUCCAUGUGAUUUCUUGGAAUUGUGAAUUUCAAAGGUGUUUUGCCACAAUUUUGUAUUGAUAUUGACAGUUUCUUUUUAUGAGUAUUUUACUGAAGUUUUGUGUGUAGCUGUUUAUAAGAUUUUAAUAAAGCAUUUUGACAUAUUAAAAAAUGAAUAAACUCUUGACUAGAAAUAUGAUUAAUUUGUUUUGGUAUCCAUUGUAUAAUUUGUAAUCUCUAAAAAUCAAAUCAAAUCAAAUGCACCUUUAAUAUGUUAAUUUAAACAUAUUUUUCUGUCCCUAUUGUGGGCCACAGUGUAAAAAAAAGUUGGUCAGCAGAAAUUGCAAAAGUCAACAAUAUUAAAGCACUGAUCAGUAUUUUUUUAACAUGCAUAUAAUGUAAUGAGUAACAAAAACAUUAAAAGUUUUCAAAAACUUUUUUCUAUCUUAUUAAAGGAUUAGCAGGUCCCUCUCCUGAUAAUCAAGUUGUUAUUGUUGGUGGAGGUUUAGCAGGCCUUAGUGCUUCAUUGUCGCUGUCUAAGGCUGGGUUUGAUGUGGUUCUGUUAGAGGCUGCUAACUACCUAGGUAGGUUGAUUGCUUUGACCUUUUCUGUGCUUUGAAUAUGCAGUAUUUUACUUAUGCCAGUAAUACUGUGAGAAGUAGUUCCAGAUUUAAGAGUUUGAAAUUAGUUUCCAAAGUAAGAUACCAUAAAUCCUCUAUUAAGCCCCCCUCUCAAAUAAGCCCCCUUUCUCUACUAACCCCCCUUUUUAGGGGAAGAAAGUUAAUAAGCCACCAUCCCCCUCUCUUUUAAGCCUCCUCUCCCCUCCUAGCAAUGGGAGAAAUUUAUAUUUCUGAUGGGGUGCUUCUUAUAAGGCCUUACUUUUGAGUUAUAACUUAAGUAAUAACUCAGAAGUGCAAGGUUCGAGUUGGUGAGGGUUUGAGUUAUCAGGAGUCAACUGUAAGAACCACCUUAUCAAAAGCACCCCCAUUAGAAACACUGAUAAAAGUCAAAUGAUUUUAAAGUUUACCAGUGGCUGCUGGGAAUGGCUUUCAUGUUUUACUAUUCUGCAUCAUUUGAUACCUUUUGAUGUCAUCACAGCAUUUGAAUCUGUGUAUAAAAUCAUUCAAGUAAAUUCACAUGUCUUUUGUGGCUUGAUUGACCAUUGUAAAAUGGUGAGCCUCUCUCCAGUUGGAGACAUAAAAAUGCUGUUCCCAAUUAGUACUUCCAUGCAAAAUACAUUGACACUCAAAUAAAGUGCUUUUUUUUUUUAGUAUGAGCCACGUGGCCUGCCAUGGAUAUUUGGCACAGUAAAUGACCUUAACUGAGACGUUAUAUUUUGUAAUUAUAUAUUUUAAUAGGUGGCAGAGUAAAGCAAGCACAGCCUUUCAAAGGUUUUGGUUCUUUUGAUCUUGGUGGAGAAUUUAUCCAUGGAUCAAACACUGUUGUUAAUAAGCUUGCUCUUGAUAAUGGCUGGCUGGUCCUUCCUGUAAGUACAACAUAUGUACUAGUGACUCUUACUGCCUCAGUUUCUUGGUGCUAUAGCCCCACAGAGGGAGAUACCAGUGGAAGGUCUAGAAGAGGUGCCCCCGGGGGUUACUGGGGUAAAUUUUUGCUGGGUAUGUGCCGCUGGCAUCUCAGAGCCCUUACCCCAUUACAGUCUAUUCUGUGACCAAUAAUAGACCCAAUCUUAGUCAGUUAUGGGCAAAUAUGUAAUUUUUGCGAUCCCAACUAAGUCACUUUCUAUUUUUAUGAAUUGACCCAUUUUUUAAACUGAAUGAAGAACUCUUCAAUUUUCACCUACAGUGCAAACAUUCUGGUACUUGGCUAACUGUAAAUGAAGUAUUGUGUUACCCCCAAAAAUCCGAAAAUGUGCAACCCCAUUCUAGUAACUCUAUGGAAAAUGCGACUCCAUUAGUCAAUCCAGUCAUGAAAAUACAACCCCAUCCAGCAGCACAUUCCCUUUAGCCUCCUCCUCGGAGAGGUGCCCAAGUGAUUUGCCACCUUUUUUGGACCAAAAAAAGACCACAAAACCAGCUUAAUUAGGAGAUUUAUCUUCAAUAGCAGGCUCACCUUAUCCAGGCCUCUAAAUAACCUUUUCCAUAUUAACCCUUUAAGCCCCAAGAUCCACAUACAAAUUCUCCAAACUGAUCUCCAUACAUUUGUUUUAAGAAUGGUUGAGAGAAUUUGGUUUAAGAUCGAAGUGUUCUCCCUUUAAUAAUCAGUUUAGUAAUUCUCAUAACCUUUAAUCUUGAUGAUCUGCUGAUGAUGUUUGGAGAAAAUUAACGUUGGUCACUCUUGGGACCUAAAGGGAUAAAGUGGAUGCCAAUGGUGAAAAAAGGCGGCAAUGAUAAGGAAAGGGACUGUAAGGCCCCCUCUCCCUAAAAUCUUAACAGACAGCAAUGGUGCCGCAACAUUGCAUUGAGGGGAUCGGGGGGAGCUUCAUUUUCACCUUUUGAAGCCGGUAAAACGUCAGAAACGCCCUUUAGGGCACAGUGUCUCAACUAAUUUUGUCGCCAAUUGCAGCUUUUUAAUAUUGAAACCCUUGCCCUUUGUAUGUGCCGCCCAGGACUCCAAAUUUGCACCCCGUUCUAAAAAAAAAUUUCCCCUAAAAUUGAUACCCCGUUCUAGAAAUGGGCCAAUUUUUUAUACCCCGUUCUAGAAUUCGCCCUAAAACUGAUACCCCGUUCUAGAAAUGGGCCAAUUUUUUAUACUCCGUUCUAGGGUGCAACAAGAGUAUAACAGUUUGCUUGUUAACACAUUGAACCCUAUUUUUAAAAGCAACCUGUCCUUGAAUAAUUUCAAAUGGCUACUUACAAAACUGGAGCUUUCGUGCUUUCGAAAUAUAAUACCCCGUUCUAGAAAACGCCUCUGAAAUGGAUACCCUGUUCUAAACCAGGAGCUUCAAAAUCACGACCCCGUUGGCCGGCACAUACCCGUAUAGGUAAUGUAUGGGAGUACCCCCCCACCCCGGGCAUAUGCCUAACCGCAAGGAAGGCAACUGGCCGCGGGAUUUUAACGCCUUAGGCAAAUGCCUCCUGUGAAUUCCUGCACCGGCCUAAGCCUCUCAUGAUCUGUUGCAAUUUGUUUGGUAUAAAAAUCAAUACCCUUGGUUAAUAAUCCUCAGAUCACAAAUAUAACCUAGCUUGACACCCAGCUUAACUCUAUGAUGGUCACUAGCUAUCAUUUUAACGUUUCAAAUUUUACUUGAAAACUAUUUAUGUUCCUGAGCUGCAUAACGUUUUUCCCCUAAACCUUGCAGGCAGCCCAAAGUGAACAUGAAGAAGAAGGUGAAAAAAUUUACUAUAAAGGAAAAUUUUACUCUCUGUCCAGCAACCAGCCAGAAAUUAAAGUCGCCAGAGAUACGUGGGAAGAAAUAAUCAGCACUAGAUACAAUCACCAAGGUAAUGAGGAUGGCUCGCUGUCAGAUUCCCUGAAUGACAGGCUUCAAGACCAUGGAUUGUCGCAGGAUGUUUUGGACAUUAUUGACUACUGGAAACUAAAGAUUUCAGCUGGGUCUUUGACACAUUAUGGAGUACGUGAAGGAAGAAGGAGAAUGGAAUCGAAAUUUGAGUGGGGUCUUGGAAAUUGCAGGUGAGCUCAGUACUUUGUAGGUCGUACAGUAUGACUUGAUAGUAUGUCUUCGGACAAAGUAAUGGUUGUACUGUGCAAGGUGGUUCUAACUUUUUGAAUUCAAGGAUGAACUUGUCAAGUGUGGCCAUUCACAUUAAAGCGUUUGAGCAGUGCUUUCCUGUGGUACUGUUUAUUGUGCUUCAAAAGGUGGUUUUGCUUUUGAGUUGGUGGAUGAAAUCCUAAAGUGUGACCAUUCAACUGAAAGCUUCUGAGUAUUCCUUUCCUGUGUUACUUUUUAUUAUGCUGUACAAGGUGGUUCUAAUUUUUGAGUUUGUUGAUGGAGUCCCUCUCGGGGAGCUUGUCCUUACUUUUUACCUGUGUUUGACACUUCAGACUUGCUGAAUCGUAUUCCCAACUGGUAAAGUAUUACUUAGAUAACACCACAGAUGUGGAUAAACGACUCAACUGGCAAGUUAAGAAAAUCGUUUGGAAAGGUAAGGAGUAUAAACAGUCGUCUUUUAGAUACUGAAGUAGACAGUAUGUAUGUUUGAUUCUGUAACUGUCAUUUACGUUAACUGUUCUUGCUAUGCUUGAAUGGACAAGGUGUGCAAUGUUAAAGUUCGUUUUAAGUUAAACUGCAGUGCAUCAGUUUACUUUCACGCACCCGAAAGCGCGCGAGUAGCUCGAGUCUCUAUGUUCGACACACAUGCCUCUUCCGACUCUCUUUGUUCGUUAUCACACUUGUUUUAAAAGUCUGGCUUGAGGACCGUAUGCAUUCGUAUAAAAGACUUAAUGACUGUAUUGCAGUCUAAGGUGUUACUGCUAUUCUGAUUAAAAAAUGAAGGACGUAUUACUGAAAAAAAGCUGUGAUGUCACGGACGACAAUUUUUAAUAAUAAUAAUAAUAAUAAUAAUAAUAAUAAUUAUAACAAUCUUUGUACAGGGAGCUCACUUCACAAAGAGUGAUACUCAGUGAGGCCCUGUAAAACAAUAGAAAAAAUAAAUGAUCUUAGAUAAAUGAAUACGUAAUACAGUCGACUCUCUAUAAGACGGACACCUCUGUAAAACGGACACCUAGAGUUGGUCCCUGCCUUUCUUAGCUCCCUCUAUUUGACUUUCUGUAAGACGGACAUCUCUCUAAGACGGACAGCUAGUGCCGGUCCCAAAGGGACUUGACUGUAGUAAUGACAAGUAAAAGUUAAGAACAAAAACUUAACUAAUAUAAGCUACGGGUUGAAAAUGAUAGAAUGUCAGAUAGACUCUCAGAUAGAUUAAAAGUAAAUAUUAAAAGCUAUAAAUAUCUAAAAAUACAGCUUUUACUGUUCUGUUUAAAAAGAAGAGGAGAAUUGAUUUCUUUAAAAGAUGCGUCUAAAAAGUUCCAUUCCUUAGCGCAUUGAUAAAAGAGUCUCUGCUUUUCGAAAUUCCUUUUAACGAGAAGAAGACGCAGUAUGUUUGUGUUAAAACCCUACAACUUGAAAAGACGUCAGAACGUUUUAGAAGACAAUUUAGACUCGUGGUAUUCCCAAAAAUUAAUACUAAAAAAUGUGAGGCCGAGAAAUGGUAGUUUUAUAAAAGGUAAGGUCGUUUCAUUGUUUUCAUUUUUCCUCGUGUAACUAUUGUGGACUAAGGCCCAGUUCAUACGUUGUGUUUCUGCCAUGCCGACUUAAUUUUUGAAUAAGUUUGACAAAAGCACUGUGGAAGCACGACGUAGGAACUGGGCCUAAAUUUCGGCGGAAAAGUAUCUAAAAUGUAUAAACGGUCUGGAUAACGUCCGUCAAAGGCUUAGUUUGGGAUUAACUUGCUUCAGGUCAGGGAAGUCUGGUUUAAAACGCUGACAUAACGGUGUAAAGUCGAUUUUCUAUGCAACAUUUUGUUUUGAAACAUUUGCAACUCUCCGCUAAGAAGUAUUUAUUUUGACGUUAAGUGAGCGCUAUAUUUUUUGCAGAUGAAGACAGGCAUAGAUUAAAUGCUGGUGGAAGAAUUCUUUUGAAGAAUCAACACGGGGAAAUUAUAACCGCUAAAUACGUCGUCAUUACUGUUCCGCUUACAGUCCUCAAAGAUAGGGACAUCACUUUUGUUCCAGAACUUUCCGCUAACAAAAACGGAGCCAUAAACACGAUCCAGAUGCUUGGAGCAUGGAAAAUUAUUUGUCAAUUCAAACGCCGGUUUUGGCCCGAGAAACUUCAUCAAAUUUACAGUGUACGGGGAUUUACAAGUGAAAUAUGGAUGUGGUCGCGUGACUCGGCUGUUAAUGACGACAAGUGUCACGUGGUUGUUGGGUUUGAAACUGCUGAGUCUGCGGAACAGAAAAGUAGCCUCAGCGGUCAACAGGUCUUGGAGGGGUUCUUGGGCUAUUUGGAUGAGAUGUUCGGGUAAGAAAAUUUUGAUAUAUGUAAGUAACUUAAAAUUUUUCAAUGAAAACGCCGAGGUCGCUUCGUGGUAAAAGGAAACAAAAAGUCAGUGUUUACGAAAAAGAACGGCCCUAUUCUUCGUGAAAUGAAAACUGCUCAUAAUCCCUUAGCAGGUAUAGCAGAGCAAUACACUUUCCAAAGCAUUACACCACUGAGUCCUGCAGCCCAAUGUAUGCCUAUUAUUGGCGUCUAGUUCACCAAGCUCAACUUCCUCUCAUUAUUGAUCACCUUACUGGAGUUUUUCGGCAUCUUAGCAGUAUACACGACACGUGUCACAAAUAAAAAAGGCCUAACUCCUCAUGAGUCUCCCCUUAGCUAAGUGCGCCCCUUCGGUAUUAUUAUUAUUGUAAUUAUCGUCAUUAAACAAAGCAUCUGUAUGGCUUGCUGGAGUCUUCCUUAAACAUCAAGUCACCACGCGUGACCUUAGGUGUCCGGCUAAGACUGCGAAGGAUUCUGGCUGUACCCAGUAUAAGCGCGCUCUCUGCAAUGAUUCUAAACGGCAUGUGACACCAUUCUCUGUUAACCACUUUUCUAUGUCUUUCGAGACAGUUCCUAAUGCACCAAUUAUGACUGGCGCCACAGUUACUCUGCGCAAUUUCCAGAUCCAUUUAAACUCGCGCUUCAGUUCUUGGUAGUUCUAAAUUUCUUCUUUCUCCUUCCCUUUCACUCGGAUGUCAAAUGCACAAGCAACGUCAAAAUUAGGCACUUCCGUUCUAUCUUAUCCAAUACCACAAUGUCAGGCUUGUUGUGUUCAACCUUGUUGUCAGUCUGUAUUUUGAAGAAGUCCCACAGCAGCUUGUUCAGUACUGGAUUCAUACACUGGUCGUGGCUCGUGGUUGUAAUAUUUUUCUUUCUUAAGACUUGGUCUUGUUCUUCGAUAAUCAUACCCUCCAUCUCCUUCUUUAGUCUUCCCUUUUUCAGCCACUCCCACGUCUUUUAUCUCUUAUUAGUGUGUUCCUCCAAAACUGCCCUUAAAGUUGUUUCUACUGAAAGCGCUUUUUUCUUUCUUGCUGUAAUGAUGCGUCUUCACAACUUUCGCACAAUAUCUCAGAACCUCUUCAUUGUACACUGCCUCGAACAGGGAGCCGUUACAACUCUCAACAUACCUGCUAAGUCUAUUCAUCUCACUAUUUGCAGAGUCGUCAACACUCAUUAAUCCUCUACCGCCCUCUGAUCUUUUAAAGUAAAUCUUGUCAAAAUCAGCCUGCGGGUGCAAAGCAUGAUGUAGAGUCGUCAUCAUCAUCAUCAUCAUCAUCAUCAUCAUCAUUAUUAUUAUUACUAACAUUAUUAUCAUUAUUAUUAUUUUUUACAGCACACCCAGCGAUGCUCGUCCUGCAACCGAUUCUUUCCUAGACUACGUGUAUUUUCAUUGGUCAAACCAUCCCUACAUUCGCGGUGGAUACACAUCCCCUACUGCCAACGCGUACGAUCUUCGUCACGUGAUUGCCACUCCUGUUGAAGAUCGCUUGUUUUUUGCGGGUGAAGCUACAAGUCUUCGAUCGUGCUCAACUGUACCAACUGCGAUAGAAACUGGAAUCCGCGUGGCCGAUCAAGUGUGUCUCGCAGCUGGAAAGAGUCUUUGUUCUAAACUUUAAUCAGCGUUGGUUUUGAAAAUCUCGUUUUCUUUCUUAAUGAAGUUUAAGAUAUACAUAAUAUCAUCAAGUCCACAGCAACAAACCAAUGAGUGGUGCCCGAUCUCCCAGUUGUAGACCUGGAUCAGUACAAUUAAACUUGUAGAAAAAUAUGAAACGGCAAACUGAUCCUUACGGCAAAGCUUUUAGUUUUAUUUUCAUUUUUCUUUUAGCCGCUGCAGAAGGUUUGUUUCCAAACCGAAAUAUAAAUAAUGUAUUUUUUUGUUUUAUUCUUUUGUUUACUUCUUGAUCGCCUUGCCGUAAGGAUCAGUUUGAAGUUCAAGACUCGGGCUUGAAAAACAUUUCAUUCAGUCAGUUCUUUGGAAUUUAAAGAACCUAGUGGUAAAUCUUACUAGUUACUUUCUGGAGACAUCUUUCAGUGUUGCGAAAGUCGUUUUUAGUGGACUGACUUGAUUGAACCUUGGGGGUGGAAAACUGGUCCACCGUCCCGUCACCGUCAGGCUGAAAAAGGGAAAAACCCUCAACCACUGCUUAUAAGUGCCCUCAGUUAUACACCCAUCUACCCGUAAACAAAAAAUACUUCCGAUUAUAACCCCCUCCAAAUGCAUUGUUUGAUGCUUGA
Porites lobata is the source of this 10575-nucleotide messenger RNA. The record is from the annotation of a GenBank genome assembly. Lineage: Eukaryota; Metazoa; Cnidaria; Anthozoa; Scleractinia; Poritidae.